CUGAGGACAUCAUGAGACUCUUAUAGAAGAACCAGUGCCAUGGUGUGAGAGGAACCACUGCUACAGAUGGUGAAGAUGUCAACGCUCACAGUAACGGAGAGUUGGGAGAAGGUGGACCUGAUGUACAUCUCCAUCGAGAGCACUAUCGCUCUGGCGUCGGUGCUUGGGAACGUGCUGGUGGUCCUGGUGGUUUGCAUGAACCAGGCUCUCAGAAACCCGACUUUCUGUUUUAUUGUUUCUCUGGCACUGGCCGAUAUCGCGGUCGGCGUUCUUGUCAUUCCACUGGCGGUGGUCCUCAGUUUGGGUCUCAACACGCCGUUUUACAACUGCCUCUUCAUUUCCUGCCUCCUCCUCAUCAUCACCCAAAGCUCCAUAUUGUCCCUGCUGGCCAUUGCCAUCGACCGCUUCCUACGUGUCAAAAUCCCCACCAGGUAUAACAUCAUUGUUACGCAGAGGCGGGGAUGGGUAGCUGUGGGUUUGUGCUGGCUCAUCUCGUUUCUGACUGGUUUAGUGCCAAUGGCCGGCUGGCACCGCACCCCACCCAUAAAUGUCAGCACGAUGGCCAUCGAAUGCCAGUUCACCAACGUCAUAUGCAUGGAUUAUAUGGUCUACUUCAACUUCUUUGUUUGGGUGGUGGUGCCCCUGACCAUCAUGAUCGGACUGUAUGCCGAGAUCUUCCGUGUGAUCCGCCGCCAGCUCAACCGCCGAGCUGAGGCCACCAGUGACUCCAGCAAGUACUACCGUAAAGAGCUGAAACUUGCGAAAUCAUUAGCGCUAGUUCUGUUUCUGUUUGCGCUCUGCUGGCUGCCACUGCAUAUUAUGAACAGUAUUGUGUUUUUUUGCCCCACAUGCAACGUGCCCAAGAGUGCUUUUUACGUUGGUAUCUUCAUGUCACACGUCAACUCUGCACUCAACCCAGUGGUGUAUGCCUUCCGCAUCCAGCGCUUCCGUGAUACGCUGAUUCAAAUCAUCCAGCGAUUCGUGCUCUGUAAAACCCCAUCAGCCAACCUGAGCCAGCACGGUCUUGGACCCAUCACAGAGAAAACCCAAGUUCAGAAGUAACUAAGACUGAAGACUUUAGAUAUACAAACAAUGCAAUGCAACACGCAAUAUGGCGGAAUAAGUCCUGCCUUCUAAAUAAAA
This is a messenger RNA of Sinocyclocheilus anshuiensis, 1143 nucleotides long. Its product is annotated as adenosine receptor A1-like. The transcript is spliced from 2 exons. The record is from RefSeq and is a predicted model, not a curated record. Gene Ontology annotation, cellular component: synapse; plasma membrane; dendrite. Bases 67 to 1062 code for a protein of 331 amino acids. Gene Ontology annotation, molecular function: G protein-coupled adenosine receptor activity. Lineage: Eukaryota; Metazoa; Chordata; Actinopteri; Cypriniformes; Cyprinidae. Gene Ontology annotation, biological process: G protein-coupled adenosine receptor signaling pathway.